UGCAUAAUCCUUCUAUUUGCCCAGAGCUACAUUUUGUCCAGAAACUCUGUGACCUGAGAAGGCACCCAGCAAGAACUGGACAAGCAGCAGAGUCCACCAGAGAACAAGAGUUGGUUUUCCAAAGCCUCACAGAGGGAUGGAGGCCCACAACACAUCUGCCGCCCUCAACUUCACCCUGCCGCCCAACUUCGGCAAGCGCCCCACGGAUCUGGCCCUCAGCGUCAUCCUGGUGCUCAUGCUGCUCAUCACGAUGCUCUCACUGGGCUGCACUAUGGAGUUCAGCAAGAUCAAGGCGCACUUCUGGAAGCCUAAAGGGCUGGCCAUCGCCCUGGUGGCACAGUAUGGCAUCAUGCCCCUCACUGCCUUUGCACUGGGCAAGGUCUUCCGACUGACCAAAAUCGAGGCACUGGCUAUCCUGGUCUGUGGCUGCUCACCUGGGGGCAACCUGUCCAACGUCUUCAGUCUGGCCCUGAAAGGGGACAUGAACCUCAGUAUUGUGAUGACUACCUGCUCCACCUUCCUUGCCCUGGGCAUGAUGCCUCUCCUCUUAUACAUCUACUCCCGAGGGAUUUUUGAUGGGGACCUGAAGGAUAAGGUACCCUAUGGAAAAAUCAUGAUAUCACUGAUUCUCGUUCUCAUUCCUUCCACCAUGGGAAUCAUCCUCAAAUCCAAACGGCCACAAUAUGUAGGCUGUGUCACAAAGGGAGGUAUGAUCAUCAUUCUCUUGCUCAGUGUGGCCGUCAUCGCCCUUUCUGCCAUCAAUGUGGGCAAGAGCAUCCUGGUUGCCAUGACGCCACUCUUGCUGGCCACCUCCUCCCUGAUGCCUUUUAUUGGCUUUCUGCUGGGCUACAUUCUCUCUACGCUCUUCCACCUCAAUGGACGGUGCAGACGCACGGUCAGCAUGGAGACUGGAUGCCAAAAUAUUCAACUCUGUUCUGCCAUCCUCAAUGUGACCUUUCCACCUGAAGUCAUUGGACCCCUAUUCUUCUUUCCUCUCCUCUACAUGAUUUUCCAGCUUGGGGAAGGGCUUUUGCUCAUUGCCAUCUUUUGGUGCUAUAAGAAAAUCAAGACUCCCAAAGAUAAAGCAAAUACGAUUUACACAGCUGCCACAACUGAAGAAACAACUCCAGAAGCUCUGAUAAAUGGCACCCACAUAAAAGAAGAGGGCUCCCCUUGCAGUCUAGUCCUUCUCCCAGACCAUCACCUUCACCCCAGAAUCUGGUCAGAAAGCAAUUCAGAAAAACAGGAUGGUAAACCAGAGAGCAGCAAAAACAGCAGCCUUGCCUGAGUUUUCUCCAUUUCCAGCAAAACCUAUCACAUCAAGCCUUGGCUGGGAAGACAGAGGGUGUCAACCUGAGAAGCCUCACCUAUCCGUUUAAGAUUUGCUACUUAUUUAAAAAAUAAGACAUGUAGAGUGACUAUAAAUAGUAUGAAGGCAGAAAUACAAAGCGUCUGAUAAGCUUAUUAACUAAUCAAUGAAUGGGUGUUUUAUCCAUUAAUCAAAUACCCAAAUCUCAAGUCUUGUGACCCAGAAGGCAAACAAAAUGCUAAAGAGCACUAUAGAAGAAUACUAUAGGAUUAGACUUCAAAGAUUCCAAGUUCAUUCCUUCCCUUUUGAUAUUUUUGGGAUUAAGACUCUCAAGAACACAGGUAAGAAACCAGCCCGGCAUGGUCACUCACACCUGUAGUCCUAGCAUUCUAAUAAGAAGUCAAAGAGGACAGAUCACUUGAGCUCACAAACUCAAGACCCGCCUCUAAAAAUAGCAGGGCGUUGUGGCAGGAACCUAUAGUCCCAGCUACUUGUGAGUUUGAGGUUGCUGUGAGCAAUGCCACAGCACUCAACCCCAGGGCCAGGGUGACUAAGAUGGUCUCAAAAAAAAAAAAAAAACAAAAAAGAAA
Nycticebus coucang (slow loris) is the source of this 1899-nucleotide messenger RNA. It is a transcript of the gene SLC10A1, whose product is annotated as solute carrier family 10 member 1. Lineage: Eukaryota; Metazoa; Chordata; Mammalia; Primates; Lorisidae. Gene Ontology annotation, biological process: bile acid and bile salt transport. The record is from RefSeq and is a predicted model, not a curated record. The transcript is spliced from 5 exons. Bases 137 to 1288 code for a protein of 383 amino acids. Gene Ontology annotation, molecular function: bile acid:sodium symporter activity. Gene Ontology annotation, cellular component: membrane.